AUGGGGUGGACGACAUCCACCAUAACAUGGAUUGUAACAUGGAGUUGCCUGCUGCCGGGCUUCUAUUUAGCUCCACAGGCAUCUCCAAAGCAGGUGCCGUGCGAUAAGACGAGAAAAGUCUUCACGGAAUCAUGGGGAAUCAUCAGUGAUGGGCCCAUGGGCUCAAAUUAUACUCAAGAUUCACAUUGUGAAUGGCUCAUUAAAGCUAACCAUAGUCGCCAAUUUAUUACAUUAAGUUUUCGGACGAUGGGCACAGAAUGUAGUUAUGACUAUGUGUUUGUUUAUGAUGGAGAUUCUUUUCGUUCACCACUUCUAGGUAGCUUCAGUGGCAAAACAGAGCCGCAGCAAGUGACAUCAUCAUCUGGUUAUAUGUUGAUAUUAUUAUAUAGUGACACAAAUUAUGUCCUAGACGGUUUCCAUGCAGAAUUUUCGGUCACGGAUUGCCCGAAUAAUUGUACUCAUCAUGGAAAAUGUAUUAAUAAUACGUGCUUCUGCGAAAAUGAUUGGGGAAGCAAAGAUUGUUCCCGAUCUCUCUGUCCAAACAAUUGCAGUCAGGCGGGUAUUUGCGGGGUUAAAAAAUGCAAAUGCAACAAUGGAUACUCCGGACAAUCUUGUUCGUUGCACAAAACUCAUCCGGAAGGAAAUCGGUGGCAUUGGCUUUCGCAUUCAGAAGGUGGACUGAGGCCACGCGCAGCUCAUACAGCGAUCUAUGUUCAGGAAACAGACUCACUUUAUGUUUUUGGCGGCUACGAUCUCAAUUAUAUACUCAGUGACUUAGAAGUAUAUAGGUUUAGCACAAGUGAAUGGGAAGAUGAAUAUGGAAAUGUAUUAGAAGGCGCCGCAUCUGCCGAAUAUUUAGAUCCUACAUUGAUCGCUACCGAAUUACAACGCCAUCCUGGUGCCAAAGAAAUAUACGGCCUACCAACGUCAUCUUUAUUCUGGAAGGUGCUUUACAGUAUUAAAGAUAACAAUACUUUUGGCCUGCUCGACCGGAAUGUUGACGGUCAACACUCACGAGAGUUUAGGAAUAUGCCUAAAGAUAAGGAAACUGAAAAAAGCAGAAGCACUAUUAGGAUCGAUAGGAACGGUGAUCCAAGGAGAAAGCAUCCCCGCAAUAUAAGACCGCGAUAUUCGCAAAUGUCAAGAUAUCGCAGAAACUUGGAAAACUUAUACAGAGAUCGUGAUGCAACAGAUAUGCAGAACGAUGAUGUGAAAUGGGAGGAGCAAAUCGUAGCGGAAUCCGCGGAGGAAAACGUUUUCACUCCAGAAUUUACGAAUCCAAAAUUAACUACAAGUAAUUCGUUGAAAGAGGAAGUUACAGAGCCAACCGUUGACGAAUUACCCAAACCGAGUCCUCGAUAUGGUCAUGCUGCGUGCAAAUACCAAGAUGGUUUUGUGGUCUAUGGAGGAAAGGUGGAAGAUGGUACUCUAUCGAACGAACUAUGGCAUUAUAAUGUGAUAAAACGCAUGUGGACGUUACGCGCUAAAAAUUCUCCUUUCUAUCCGCCCAGCCUCACGAGGCACACUCUAACUUUGGCAGGUGACUACAUCUAUCUAUUCGGAGGCAGUACUGUUGAUGGAGAGUUUUCGUCCAGUCUAUAUAAAAUCAAGUUGCGCUUAUCGGAUCUUACGGCGAUUAAUGAAAGGUGGAUAGAAGUACGACCUCGAGGCGGUAAGGAACUUGAUGUGCGCGUCGUAGCGCAUUCGACUGUAUAUCAUCGUGCUACCAAUUCCCUCCUGGUAUACGGCGGUGUAGUCGCCAGCGUCGCUCGUUUCAGUAAAUUAUCAGAUCGAAUGUUCGUCUUUCAACUAGAUAGAAAGGUCUGGUCCGAGAUCCAUUAUCCGAGAGCGCACUUGCGAGAGACAUAUGUGCCAAGAGAACGCGCGUUCCACACAUGUAAUAUCAUAGGAAAUUAUCUGGUGGUAUUUGGCGGAUAUUCUCAUAGACAUAACAAAGAGGAAAUCUGUUAUGAUAAUCAGAUGUAUCUUUAUCAUCUUGGCUGUCACACUUGGGUGAGCCACGAAGUGUUAGGUUUAAACGAUAAAGAUUCUCGUUAUCCUAAGCAACAAGGUGUAUUCGCUCAUGCGGCAGAUGUGCGUAAUGGAAAUACCUUGUUACUCGUUGGUGGAUAUCAUGGCAAUGUAAAUGCGGAUCUUCUUGCAUACAUUUUGCCGCCUAUGUUAGCACCAGGAGACGAAGAUUAUAUCGAGCCAGAGCAAAUUUGCUCGAGGCAUAAAAGCCUAAUGGAGUGUGCAGCAAAUCCAGAAUGUGGCUGGUGUUCCGCGGAUGAAAUAUGCUAUGGUCGGACGAUAGGUAGCAAUUGUACGACAAAUCUACAAACGACGCGCUGUCCGGGAGUUUGUCCUGCUCUAGGCGAUUGUCAUUCUUGCUUAAUACAUGGUCAACCCGGUGGUGGUUGGGGUACGAAUUUUCGUGGCAGGAAAUCCGUCUCGAAUAAACUAAAUUUAGGCACGUGUACUUGGUGUGUCCAAAACGCUCGCUGUCACCACAAAGAUGACAAUUACGGGGUAUGCGGUCUGCGGGAUGACACGCCUUCACAGAUACCGGGUUGGUGGGGUUCAAAAGGCACGGAAAUUACCAAGGUCGAAGAGUGUCGAGAAAUGGAUAAAAGACCGGGUUUGACUUUCCUCAAGUACAAGCCACCAGUGAACUUCAGCCAACCCGAUUCAGUCGCCAUAGUGAACGCGACCACGGUUGACUUUAAUGUGCCAUCCAUGCAAGGUGCGAAGACAGAAUCGGCAUUGGGUGGCGAAAUGAUUGCCAGGUUGACUGGCUUUCUUAGACCACCGAAUUAUUUUUGGGACAGCGCGGCGGAGCAUCUGAAGAUCUGCGUCAGUUAUAAUAGCGCGACGCUUCACGUGUCGCGAAACGACGAUCCUGAUAAGCUCGAAUUGGUCGCCAAUCUAACUGCGGAGACAUCACAGUGUACGCCGCCAAUGACAUGGCCAAAUGGAGAUUUUAUGGAAUUGCAGUCGGGUCGUUAUUUAUUGGACUUCGAAUCGAAAAGAAUGGUGACUACGAGCUACGCUUAUGCGAGUAAAAUGGAAAUCAUGCACAACAAGAAGAUGGAAAAUGCAAAGGUCUUUACAUUCGAGUAUUUGGAGCCAUAUCAGAACGGUUCUUGUCAUCAGUAUGGCAACUGUCUGCACUGUUUGACUGACUCUUCGUGCGGUUGGUGCGAUAUUACCAACGAAUGUCUACCGCGCUCGGUUAAUGAGACAGAGAGUUGCGUAAAAAACAUAGAAUGGGAUAAGGAGCGCGGCGAGACGAUUCGUGAAUGGCACUAUUUGACGAUUACGCCUUCAGCGUGUGCUAACUGUUCCAAUUACAUCUCCUGCGAGUCAUGUGUGAACACUAAUCUGUGUGAGUGGUGGACGGAAGAGGCGAGAUGCGCACGAAUCGGUCGAUUACCUAACGCAGUGGUAAGUCCGUACGAGUGCCCAAUUCCAUGCCGACAACGCUCUAACUGCACGAAGUGCCUGGAUGAGCGUGGCAGAUGCGUAUGGUGCGAGGCUACGCGGGAGUGUUUCUCAUUCUCGGUGUACACAUCAGAAUACCAGUUCGGUUUAUGCCGGGAAUGGAUGGAUCAAGCGGGCCUGAUGGGCGUCACGUCGCGCAGCGGCUCAUCACUUACUGGCAACGAUCAGUGCAAGAGCUGCAGUCGGCACUCCAACUGCUCCAAUUGUCUGCAUUCACUCAGUUGCGGCUGGUGCUAUAGCCUGGAGAAUCCUAUCACUGGCGUAUGCGUGCAGGGCGAUUUUAAUCAGGCUCACGUCAAUUGCAGUGCGAUCAUCAACGAGUAUCGAAACAGCAGUCUGAACGCUGACGAAUCUGGCUGGGCGUACGCACAGUGCCCGGAUGUAGAUGAGUGCGAUCUUGGUCUGCAUGACUGUCAUCCAGAUGCGCUUUGCACCAAUACUCACGGCAGCUUUAGUUGUCAAUGCAAGCGCGGUUUUAAUGGCGAUGGCAAAGAAAAUUGUACAAAGACUUGCUAUGAGAGGUGCGUUAACGGAUAUUGCAGCGAGGCGCCGGAUUACAAGUGUGAAUGCAACCUGGGCUGGACUGGACCGGAUUGUCGGACCAAUUGCGGCUGCUAUAACCACUCCACAUGCUUGCAGGGACCAGGCAUUUGCGAUCAGUGUCAAGACUGGACGAUCGGACGUUACUGCGAAGAAUGUAAAGCAGGAAGUUAUGGAAACGCGACGACACCAUUAGGCUGUCGCGAAUGCAAUUGCAAUGGGCAUGGCGAUGUGGAGCUCAGCGUUUGCGAUCGGCAGACUGGCAUGUGUUUCUGCCGUGAUAACACCGAAGGCGAUAAAUGCCAGCGUUGCAAACGGGACUAUUACGGAGAUCCGCGUAACGGUGGAAUGUGUUACUACGGCUGCAUGUCUCGGGGUAUGCUGGGCGGCGAAGGAAACGGUAAACAAGGUCUUGGUAGUCGACACUCGCAAUCUUCACUUUGGGAUAAUUACAUGGGCGACUCACCGACAAGAGAGUGUCUCUGGAUUGUUGGUCCUGAGAGAGAUUUCUCUUUAGAUGCGACCACUCCAACAAUUCAGAGCGUGAUACAAUUCACUAUCCAUGAUGAUAUCAAUGUAAGUUGCCAAGAGAACAGCGUGUAUGUGUAUGACGGUCUACCUGAAUUCGUUUCAUCUACCGGUGGUCAUCAGAGCCAAUUACUGGGUGUGUACUGCACAGAAAGCACCAACUAUCCAGUCACGGUAGAGGCCAAAUCCGGAUUUCUAACAGUGCACUAUAAACAACUGGACGAAGUGGAGGGUUUUAAUGCGAGCUAUGUGAUAAUGACAUGCAACAACUGCCCAGGAAACCGCGAAUGCCGCAAUGGUAAUUGUCUCUGCAAAUCCAGUUACGUCGGCAUUAACUGCGAUGUGGAGAUUUGUCCGGAAAACUGUACUGCUUCCGAGAAACACGGCAUCUGUGACAAGGGUUAUGGUCGUUGCGUUUGUGCGCCAGGCUAUGGUGGACGCGAUUGCUCUAUCUCACUUAAAAACUAUCAGUUAACAUUCACGGAACUAUUCAAUUCGGAAUAUUUGGCUGAUCAUCUAGACCACUUGAGGAAAACGUUGCCACGUUUUGGACACAGCCUGGUGGCUGAUCGACGCGGUAGUCUAUGGAUGUUUGGCGGUUAUUCGCUUAGUCACGGACCUUUGAAUGACAUUAGACUUUUCGACACGAAAAACAAUACAUGGAUGCCAGUGACAGUAGAAUCUACCUCAGAGGCCUCCAUGCCACAGGGUCGCUACUUUCACGCAGCUGAAAUUGUGCACAGUAGGCAACAAAUUUAUGUUUAUGGCGGCUUAUCAAUGAAGGACGAAGACGUACAAGGACUGUCGAACAAUACCCUCAGUGACUUUUGGAAGUUUAGUUUGCAAAAUCAACGAUGGAGCCAAAUUGUGGAGGAUGAUUUAAAGAAAGAGCCGCUGCCUCUGGCUGGUCACACAUUAACCUUACGUAGAGAUGGAGAGUCGGAGAGCCUGAUUCUGAUUGGUGGAUUUAGUCCUAAAUACGGAUAUUUAGACGUGGUUUGGGAGUUUAAUCUAGAAACUGAGACUUGGGAUACAGUGGACACUGUAGGGAACGGACCCGUAGGUGUUUACGGUCAUUCCACGGUAUAUCAUAGUAAGUCCGAUAGUCUCUAUGUCUUCGGUGGUUACACUUAUGCGGUAAACAGAACGUUUAUCUCGAACAGAUUAUAUGCCUUGAAUUAUAAAACACGAAUGUGGUCGGUACUACCACCAUUUGAAGACGACUUCACCGAUGGCAACAGUUUACCUCAAGCUAGAUUUCUUCAUUCCGCAGUUACGACGGAUGAAUAUAUGGUGAUAUUUGGCGGCCGGCAAAAUCCUCACAACACCUCAGAUUCGCUAAUAGCGUACAAAUACUCAUGCAACCUAUGGAUACGUUUGAUAACGAAAGACACAGAGACUAUCGGCAGUCCACCACCACCAGCUUACGCUCACGCGAUGACCCAUGCCGAUCCAGAGUCGAACGCCAUUUAUGUAGUUGGUGGUUUUGAUGGCGGUAUUAAGAGUUACGUCACAUUGAUUAACAUACCGGAGGAUCUGUGCAAUCUUUGGAAGGAUAAGAUCACGUGCAGGAAAUAUUUUGGUUGCUCAUUCUGCGCUGUUACUACUCUCAAUGGCACCAACACUUCCUUUUGUUUCUCGAACGAAGUAUCAAGUAACCGGGGUGACAAGUGUGACAUCAACGUGACUCAAGCGCAACGAUCAAACGGAGUAUUCUGCAAUUCGGAUUGGAUGGCGAGCAGGAAGUGCCAGACCUUCAGAACAUGCACGGAAUGUCUGGCGGAGUGGCCGUAUUACAAAGACAACGAAUCUGUUUGCAAAUGGUGUACCAACUGCCCACACGGUAAGUGCAUUCCAUCGGACAAAGAUUGCAACGAUCAGACACAGGACAUUAGAUGCGAUACAUCGGUAAUUAACGUGAAUCAAUGCGGGGAGCGACUAUGUCCGGCAAGUGAUUGCGAGAAGUGUUAUAAUCUGGAUGAGUGCGUGUGGACGAGGCAGGUACUGAAAACUAACGAAUUGGGAAUGGAGCUGACGGGCGAGCCCGUUUACGACUGGAACUGCGUGAAGAUUAACAUCUUCGAACGAACUAGCAUCAAGAUGAGCAGCACGCAGUGCGAAAAGAGAUGCUCUGAACACAAAGAUUGCAAGAGUUGUCUGAAGGGUACUGGAGCCGAAGGUGGAUGGAGUGAAUGUAGAUGGUCUACGCAAUUGAAUGAGUGCAUCUCGCCAUCGUAUCAGCCACUUUACUGCGCCGGCGGUGUUUGCGGUUUGGUGUUGCGUAACGCGGAUAUGGAUCACUGUCCGGAACCAUGCUCAGUGUUCAAGCAAUGCAGCAUCUGUCUGAAACAUUCGCAUUGCGGCUGGUGCUCCUUAGACUCUGCUAAUGUUACCGGUCAAGGAAUAUGCACAGAAGGAUCACUUGAAGCGCCAGCGGAUCAUCCAGCGGGCGGUACCUGCGAAAUGCUUUAUCAUCAACACUUCCCAGAAGUCGAGCCGCCAAUUACCACCACAUUGCAUCCAUAUCAUGUGGACUCUUCAGAAGUGCAGGACAAUGUUACGAUGUCGUUGCUCACUGCGAUACCGAAACCAAAUUUCUCAUGGCAUUACGUUCGCUGUCCACCGGAGAACGAGUGCGAGAACGGGCAUCACACGUGCUCGCCGAAGAGCGAGAAGUGUUUUGACUUGGAGGAGGGCUUUGAGUGCAAAUGCGGAGAUGGAUAUAAGACCGAAACCACCUGGGGAAACGAUUUUGGUAAGAAAAUUUGCGUGCCCAUGUGUACACAGGGUUGCGUGAGAGGCACAUGUGUUAAGCCCGACCUGUGCCGUUGUGACUUCGGUUACGUCGGCUCAAAUUGCUCUAUUCAAUGCCAAUGCAAUGGUCAUAGUGAUUGCGCUGGUCCAGAUAAGCUCGAUAACUGCACAAAAUGUCACAACAACACGAUGGGAAAGCAAUGCGAGAAAUGUUUACCAUUGUACGUCGGCAAUCCUGCGGAUAACGGUCAAUGCGUGCCCUGUCUCGAAUAUUGCAACGGGCAUACUCGGAUCUGCAUCAACGACAACGUGACCGUACCCGAUCCGAAUUCUGUAGACAAGAUGUCAAUAGAGAAGCUGAGUAGACAACUAGAAGAAGGACCGGUGGCGAAAGCGAAAUGCAUCAACUGCGGGAACAACACAAGAGGCGACAAAUGCGGCGAAUGCAUGACCGGCUAUUUCCGAGGGACAGAAGACCUCCGAGACGUGUGUCGGCCUUGUGAGUGUCACGGCCAUGGUUUCACGUGCGAUCCUGUGACUGGCGAGAAGUGCAACUGUGGUAACAACACCGAGAGUGAACCGUCCUGCAUCAGCGGUCCUAUAAAGGGUACGAAUACAGGCGGCACACCAUGCUGGAUGGUACAGUGCAGCAAGUGCAGAGAGAACUACGCUGGCACUCCAACAAUGGGCCAUCAGUGCUACAAGACUGUCACAGUCGACAAUAAAAUGUGUUUUGACUCGAAAUUAAUAGACGAAUGCAAGAUGAAACCGAAGCCCCUAAACCCUGGCCAAACCGUCUUCUACAUGAUGCAACCGCGGUUCAUGAACGUAGACAUCAGAAUGAUAGUGGAUGUCACCCAAGGUGCUUUGGAUCUAUUUUUGAGUCCGCGAGAUGAUUCCUUCGUCGUUACUUUAAAUUCAACGACUGGAUAUCAAAAGGUUGAACUAGAUCACAGAUUUAGAUUACGGCCUGAUCAGCCUUCUGACAAAUUCCGGAUCGUUGAAUUUCACUCUCAUCUUGGUGGGGCUAAUGGUACUAUCAUGGAGCCAAUUCGAUGGAACACCGGACAACAGUAUUUUGUGAUGGAGGACUGGCUCGAGAAUAAUAUUGCCACUUUUCUGACGAUCGAUAGACGAAACUCCUUUGUGAUGAUCCAUAAUCUGACAAAUCGACUGGUACUGAUGUUGCCACAAGACAGACACGAGUUGGGUCAGACCAAGUUUCACAUAGUGUUACAAGCGAUCGACCCGGUGGAUUCGGAACUGUAUGGUCACGCUGCCUAUGGGAUGAUUUUUUUCCGUCAGGAUCAGUUGCACAUCGAUCUGUUCGUCUUCUUCUCGUGCUUCUUUUCCUGCUUCUUUCUGUUCUUAGCGGCGUGCGUGAUUGCGUGGAAAGCAAAGCAAUCGACAGAUUUACGUCGUGCCCGACGUCGACACGUCGUAGAAAUGUUGCAUAUGGCGCAACGACCGUUUGCUACCGCGACAAUACUCUAUGACCGGGACGGCGGCGAGUGUAGCCCGAGCUCGCCGCAGCGUAAGGGCAGGCGAGGCAAACACGUGAGCUUUCACAGCGAUGUGAGACCGGUGGCUGUCGAACCCACCGAUGAUGGUGUUGCAGCAGUGGCGACAGUGUUCAUCAGGUUACCUGGCGGCCGCCAAGCACCCGUCAAACUAGCCCUGGGCAGUUCGCUUAUACUCUUGACUAGAGUCUACCCGGUCAAUAGCAGAGUGUUUUUAAGACGUAGAAACAGUCACCCGACGAACUGAACCCACGUUACAGUGGAAUCUCGAUCUCGACGGCUUUCGAGUUCCACAUCCCGGACACAGAUAUUCUCGUUAAACUCUUCUCAAGCAUCGAUAAGAGUCACCGACGUUUGAACAUUUUGCUACGAAUUAUAGCUGUAAUAAAAUUUGGAUAUAAUGGACUUUGAAUUAGUAUGUAAAUAUGGGCAGCCUCCCUUUUUGGAACAGUUUUAACACGAUAAAGAUAAUGGACGAGAUAAACUCAGAAUAUAACGUGAAUUUUAACUAAAUAUAUACGUAUUUUAUGAUCAGAACAUCUUACAUACCGCUUAUCCAUUUUAUCUUUUCUAUUAGAAAACUGUUCUCUUUUUAUUGAUCUCACAUAUUGA
This is a messenger RNA of Cyphomyrmex costatus, 9455 nucleotides long. It is a transcript of the gene Megf8, whose product is annotated as multiple EGF like domains 8. The transcript is spliced from 15 exons. The coding region runs from base 1 to 9090 and encodes 3029 amino acids. Lineage: Eukaryota; Metazoa; Arthropoda; Insecta; Hymenoptera; Formicidae. Gene Ontology annotation, molecular function: protein binding; calcium ion binding. The record is from RefSeq and is a predicted model, not a curated record.